Microstroma glucosiphilum is the source of this 945-nucleotide messenger RNA. RefSeq lists its product as hypothetical. NCBI's taxonomy places the organism in Eukaryota, Fungi, Basidiomycota, Exobasidiomycetes, Microstromatales, Microstromataceae. The record is from RefSeq and is a predicted model, not a curated record. Gene Ontology annotation, cellular component: COP9 signalosome. Bases 1 to 945 code for a protein of 314 amino acids. The transcript has 4 exons.
AUGACAGUCUCUGCCUCUCGGGCGUCGUCAUCGUCUCUAGCAAGGCUGGAGCCACUGCUGCUCCUUGCCAAAUCUGCAAGAGGCGCUGCGGCCGCCAAGCUCAUCGUAGAAGCCACUGCUGCUCAAGGCUGCUACCUCUUCUCCGAAUUGGCACAGACAGAGGGUGUGGUAGCACUGGGGCAAGACUCGACAUUUGCGAGCAGCACUGCCCUUCUGAACCUGUUCCUGUACGGCACUCUGUCAGACUACCUCGCCUCGCCCGCCUCGUACCCCACUCUGACACAGAGCCACAUCAGCAAGCUCCGCCAGCUCACUCUCGUCUCCCUAGCAAGCUCAGCACGCAUCCUAGAUUACUCUCGUCUACUCAGCGAAUUGAAGCUCAACGUAUACAUCGCCGAUGGUAAUCUGCAAUUCGACGGCAUCGGUGCGACUAGCAGUAGUGCUAGCUCUGCUGAUGACCAAUCUGCACUGAAAGACCUGACAACCAUUCGCGCGCUCGAGGAUGUCAUUAUCGAGGCCAUCUAUGCUGGUCUUCUGGGUGGCAGGUUCGAUCAAAGGAGCGGAAAAUUCCAUGUCGACUCAGUCAUGGGCAGAGAUGUGGGAGGUGAUGUGGAGCUGAAGCAGAUGGAAGAGGCCCUGCGAGCUUGGGGCGAUACGACGACAUCUCUUCUUGCAGAGCUCUCACAGCGCAUAGACCGUGCCAAGGCAGAUUCCGCCGAAGCAACGCAAGUCCGUCACGCUCACGAGCGAGACCUCGCAAGUGUCCUAUCUGCUGCGUUGAGACAGCCGCCUAGCGGCUCGCAGCAUCCUGGUUACGGAGGCGGGGCUGGACACCCUAGUGGAGGCUGGCAAGACGGUGGCGACGACGAGAUGGAGCUGGACGGAGCAGAGGGGAAGAAAGGAGGUACUCUCAAGAAGAACAGAACUAAGAGAACGAGGACAUAG